Messenger RNA from Orbicella faveolata, 2397 nucleotides. Its product is annotated as protein farnesyltransferase/geranylgeranyltransferase type-1 subunit alpha-like. The record is from RefSeq and is a predicted model, not a curated record. NCBI's taxonomy places the organism in Eukaryota, Metazoa, Cnidaria, Anthozoa, Scleractinia, Merulinidae. Gene Ontology annotation, biological process: protein farnesylation; protein geranylgeranylation. Gene Ontology annotation, molecular function: protein farnesyltransferase activity; CAAX-protein geranylgeranyltransferase activity. Gene Ontology annotation, cellular component: cytoplasm; CAAX-protein geranylgeranyltransferase complex; protein farnesyltransferase complex.
UAGUGUGGACGGUAGGAAUAAAGCUGAGUUUUCAAAUUCUCCAGCAUGGUGUGGACGGGGCCUUGGGCUUUAUCUGUCUUCACUUUAAAUCUUUAAAUCUUCUUCAGAAAAUCUGGUGUGGAAGUGAGUUGUUGUAGCUUAUUUGGAAGUACUUAGCCAUCCAGAUAAAAAUAAAAGCAGCCAGUCGUUAGUGCCGAAAAUAUUUAUCAUAUGAAAGACUACUCAGCCGCUGAAAAGCAACACGGCCUGCUGUGAUAAAUCGGAGUAUUAACUAUUCUUGUCACUACAUACGAUCAUUUUCAAAAUUUAAUUUUUAGCACGUUGAUGAAUAUAUUCACACAGUGAGCGCUUACUGCCCGUCUUCUUUAGAAUAGAUUCUUUUUUCAUUUCCGUGUUCUUGACUAGCUUUAAAAUUAAACAACGUAGCGACAGUAUUUUUGUAAAAUAUAAGGGAUAGAAUUUUCGAUUUUUGACGACAUACGAUGUACAUUUAUCAAUAAUCCGUACUUUGCAAUUAAAGCCGAUUUUUACCGUACUUUCAAGUGUUGUUAAGUUAUAAUAAGUAAGAGAUGAUCCCUUAAGUCGUUUAGGAGGAGGCAAUAAUUAUUUAUUUGUCCUGUGCAGUCAGUGAACUUCAGGACUGCCAGAACUUGCCAGUAUGUGUCCCAGCCACAGUUAAGUUUAUAGAUGCUUGUCCUAGCACUAUAUCCAGAAGUAACACUAAACUUCUGACCGCACCUCAAGCUUGAAGAGUCUAAAUGGUGUGAAAACGGGUUGAACUCUUCACGAGAUAAAAAUUACCCUGAAGUAACUGGUAACCGAGUUACAAGGGUGAUACUUCGUACGAAAUUUGUGGUGCAUUAAAACUUUGCGAAGAUAGUUUGUUUCUUACUUGUUUGGGUCGAACUCUCAGACGAUUUUUUUAUUUUCCUAUUCAGCAACCCCAGUCCAAUCCUUGCUUAACUAAAAACAGAGUACCGGAAACAGAAAAUAAACUUCGACUAAAUAUUUAAAGGAAUUGUUUUUCUUUUAGCAAAAUACAUCUUCUAAUUUUCUUUCAGUCCAUACCUAAAAGCACUCUUGUUCUCUUCUGAUCACCACGAGCAGAGUCCGAUGGGACGGGACGGGACGCCUUGAGAUUUGUCUGGACGCGACAAAUUCGUACUACCUUGCUUCUACUGAAAACCAUUUUAUCACUUUAUUUGUUUCUGUUUUUUUUUUUUUCUAGGUAGAGACCAUUGUUACGCACUGUUUUGAAACAUCUUUUGUGAAAAUCCCAUUCGUAACAUACAAGAACGCAGAGACCCCAUACCUCCCCUGUUGAUCUCAUCAUGACCACGCCCUCGUUUAGACGUGCGUUUUGACCGAAAGAGGGUCGAAAGACUGGUACUAAUAAAAUACAAGAUGGCGGAAAGUUCAGGCGACGAAGAUUACUGUGAGGUAGAUUUCGUGUUUUACCGUGAUCGGGAGGAAUGGAAAGAUGUCACUCCUAUUGAACAAGAUGAUGGACCUUCAGCUAACUAUACUGUGUGGCAUUUUCGAAGAGUUUUGUUGAAAUCCCUCAACAAGGACUUACAACAGGAAUUGCAAUACGUGAGUCAAGUCAUUAAAGAUCAACCAAAGAACUACCAAGUUUGGUAUCACAGAAAGGUUAUUGUUGAAUGGCUCAAAGAUCCAAGUGAAGAACUGCAGUUUACUGCAGACAUUCUACAACUAGAUGCCAAAAACUAUCAUGCAUGGCAACAUCGACAGUGGGUCAUCAAAGAAUUUAGUUUAUGGGAAAAGGAACUUGAUUAUGUCGAUAAACUUUUAACUGAAGAUCUCAGAAACAACUCUGCAUGGAAUCAAAGAUAUUUUGUGAUAUCUGAAACAACUGGUUUUAUUGAGGACAUUGUGCAUAGAGAAGUAAGAUUAACGGUGGAUCUCAUAAAGAAAGUGCCUAAUAAUGAGAGUGCUUGGAAUUACUUAAAAGGUGUUCUUCUCCAGACUGGUCUCAGUAAAUAUCCAGGUUUGAAGAACACCUUGUUAGAAAUGUACAGUAAUGGAAUUGAUUCACCAUAUUUAAUGUCAACAUUGAUUGACAUCUAUGAAGAGGAACUUGAGAGGGGUCUCACUGAUUCAAACUGCCUUGAACAGGCUUUAGAGCUGUGUCAUAAACUUGCAACAGAUGUUGACCUCAUCAGAAGAGAGUACUGGCAUUACAUAUCACGCAGUCUGAAGAGCAAAUUUGGGCAGCCACAAUAACACCAUCAUAUUAAAUGAUGGCAUUAACAACUGUUAAUUAAAUAAUAAUUUUUAAAAUGCUGAUUGAAAUAUAUACUCAGCAAAAGCAAAAAGUGCACUUAAGCAUCAUUUAUUUGUUCACCAAGUUCUUUCAGCCAAUGGUUUUGUUUGCAG